Messenger RNA from Capsaspora owczarzaki ATCC 30864, 4919 nucleotides. The record is from the annotation of a RefSeq genome assembly. NCBI's taxonomy places the organism in Eukaryota, Filasterea, Ministeriida, Capsasporidae.
UCGUUCGUCGACACGAUGACUCGGCUGCAUUCGAAAGCAGCGUUUUUGCUCAAUGUCGCGCCACACACUUUUUUUUUUUUUUCUUCUUUUCUUUCUAUUGUUUCUUGUUUUGCCUUUGUGCUCGUUUCUUUGUGCCUUCACUCAUGAGCUCACACCCGCGUGUUCACGUGCACCCGCACCCGCACUCGCGAUCGCCCGUGCCGCGUCAUGGCGGCGGCGGAGGGGGCCAUCGCAGCCACCACGCCAGCCAUCAUGGAAGCCCGCGCCACGGCAGCGCGCCUCACAGCGGCAUCAUGACCCCAGACCCUUCCAACUCGUCCGCCGUGAUGGAAGACGCCUUUGCUGCUGGCGUCGACUUCUACGCACUCAGUGCGCCGCUCGCCCUGCGCAAGGAGGAGGAGGACGCGCGCACCGCCGUCGUGUUCUUUGUCAAUGGCAGGAAGAUUACCGAGCAGCGCCCAGAGCCCACCAUGACGCUCCUCACCUACCUUCGAACCAAGCUCGGUCUCACUGGCACCAAGCUUGGAUGCGGAGAAGGAGGCUGUGGCGCGUGCACUGUGAUGCUUUCGCAUUACGACCAUUCAGCAAAGCGUAUCGUUCACCGAUCUGCAAACGCGUGCCUCGCGCCAAUGUGUGCAAUGGACGGAAUGGCCGUGACGACGGUUGAGGGAAUUGGCAGCACCUCGACCAAGCUGCACCCCGUCCAGGAGCGCAUUGCCAAGGCACACGGCUCGCAGUGCGGAUUCUGCACACCUGGCAUUGUCAUGUCCAUGUACACGCUGCUUCGAAACAACCCCAAUCCGUCGCCCGAGCUCGUCGAGGACGCCUUCCAGGGCAACCUCUGCCGCUGCACGGGGUACCGACCCAUUCUCGACGCAUUCAAGACAUUCUGCACUGACGACUCGGAGCAUGCCCAGUGCCACAUGGCCAACGGCAACGGCGACGCUGCAACGCUCGCUGCUGCCGCCACGACGUCGACACCGCACCCUGCAUCCGUCAAUGGCGAUGCCUCGCAGCCUGAUGUCUCUGUCUCUGCCGGCGCCUCGUCCUGCCCGAUGGGUGCCGACUGCUGCCGGAACAAACCUGCCUCGAGCGCCAACGACUGCGGCACCGAUGGCAAGGCCGCAUCCGUUGUCGUCUCUGCCUCUGCUGACGGCCAGCGCAAGACGUUCCAUGGCCCGUCGGCGCUGCUCGUCGGCUUGGACUUUGCCCCCUACGACCCUUCCCAAGAACUCAUCUUCCCGCCAGAGCUCAUGAAUUCCACUCACGCGACAAACACGCGCGCAUUGCACAUCCAGGGCGAAACGUACGCGUGGUACAAGCCAAUGUCGUUGCCUGCGCUGCUGGAAAUCAAGCACCAGCAUCCGCACGCUCGCCUCGUGUGCGGCAACACGGAAAUUGGCAUUGAGGUCAAGUUCAAGCACCAAAUCUACAAGACACUGGUUUCCGUUGCGCAUCUGCCCGAGCUGAACACGAUUACGCACUCGAGUGCAGGUGUUCGGGUUGGCGCAUCCGUCACGCUGACCGAUCUCGGCGACUACAUGAGCCAUCUGUGCGAGACCCUGCCUCGCUACCAGACACGCACGUUCAGUGCGAUUGUCGAGAACCUGCGCUGGUUUGCCGGCCACCAGAUCCGGAAUGUGAGCGCCGUGGCUGGUAACAUUGUCACCGCCUCGCCCAUCUCCGACCUCAACCCGAUUUUCAUGGCCGCGGGCUGCACUCUCACGCUCGCCUCGGCCACUGGCGGACAGCGCAACGUGCCAUUCUCAAAGUUUUACAAGGGCUACCGCCAAACGCUGCUCGAGCCGACGGAAAUCAUGCUGGCCAUCACCAUCCCUUACACCCGCGACUUUGAGUUUGUCGAGGCGUUCAAGCAGGCCAAGCGACGCGAGGACGACAUUGCGAUCGUCAACGCGGGCAUGCGCAUCCUGCUAGAGAUGGUGCCUGCUGCCCAGGUCCAAGCAGCAGCGCCAGCUCCCAGCAGCAGCAGCAGCAACAGCAGCAGCUCUGCCGCCAGCAACGACACUACUGAGCUCGUUCCCGUCAUUCGUGAGAUUGCCCUGUCGUACGGUGGUAUGGCACCCACGACAGUUUUGUCUCCCAAGACCAGCGAGGCACUCGUCAAUCGUGUGUUUGACGAAUCCAUCGUCCAGGUGGGCUGUGCUGCCCUUGCGGAGGACUUUCCUCUCGGCAUUAGCACUCCCGGCGGCAUGGUCGAGUAUCGUCGCUCGUUGAACACGAGCUUUUUCUUCAAGUUCUACCUGAUGGUGGUCGAGUCACUCCGCGAGCGUCUGCUCACAGACGUGGACGCCAACAACGGCCCAACCGACGCAUCUGAUGGGGCUGCUGUUGUCGCUGGUGCCUCCACUGUCAAUGGUGCGGUCAACGGCUCGAACGUUGCUGCGCCCACUGCCGACCCGCGAGCUCUCAGCGCGACCGAGCGCACACACCGCCCCGUUUCAAGCAGCAUCCAAGAGUACCAACGCCCGGUGGAGCACGCCAACCCGAAUGACCAAGUGGGCGACCCUGUCCGCCACAUGUCGGCAUUGAAGCAAGCGACCGGCGAAGCCAUCUAUGUGGACGACAUUCCCCGCUAUGGCAACGAGCUGUACGGCGCCCUCGUGUUUAGCCAGCGUGCGCAUGCCAACAUUCGAUCGAUCGAUGCCGGCGCUGCUCUCGAGAUGCCUGGCGUGUUUGCCUUUUACUCGGCCAAGGACAUUCCCGGCAGCAACCACAUUGGUCCGGCUGUCAUUGACGAGGAGUGCUUUGCCGAGACGGAGGUCACUUGUGUGGGCCAGGUCAUUGGCAUCGUCUUGGCCGAAACGCAGAGCGAGGCUCAGCAGGCUGCGCGCAAGGUCAAGGUCGAGUACGAGGAUUUGCCGGCCGUCAUUUCCAUUCUGGACGCCAUCGAGGCCAAGUCGUACUACUCGCCCAUCAACAAGAUUCAAACGGGCGACGUUGACGCUGCCAUUGCCGCGGCCGAGGUCGUGGUCGAGGGCGAGUUCCACAUGGGUGGUCAGGAGCACUUUUAUCUGGAAACCCAGGCGACGCUUGCCGUUCCUUCCCGCGAAGACGGCGAGAUGGAGCUGUUUGUCUCGACCCAGGCCCCGAUGAAGACGCAGUCCAUGGUUGCCAAGGUCCUUGGCGUGGACUACAACCGCGUCAACUGCCGCGUCAAGCGCAUGGGCGGCGGCUUUGGCGGCAAGGAGACCCGUUCCAUCUACGUCUCGUGCGCCGCGGCCGUUGCAGCACAGCUUUCGCGCCGCCCCGUGCGCAUCAUGCUCGACCGUGACGAGGACAUGUGCUCCAGCGGUCAGCGCCAUCCCUUCCAUGCAAAGUAUCGCGUGGGUGCGACUCGCGCAGGCAAGCUCUGCGGCGUCGACGUCAAGAUGUACAGCAACGGUGGCAACUCGCUCGACCUGUCCGUUGCUGUGAUGGAGCGUGCUCUGUUCUCGAUCGACAACGUGUACAACAUUCCAGUCGUGCGUGGUGAAGGCUUUGUCUGCAAGACCAACCUCCCGUCGAACACGGCCUUCCGUGGAUUUGGUGCGCCGCAAGGCAUGAUGAUUGUCGAGGCCUGGAUGCAGCAUCUCGCAGCCGCGCUCAAGAUGGACGUGGAUGCGGUGCGCGAGCUCAACUUUUACCACGAGGGCGACCGCACGCAUUUCACGCAAGUGCUCACCGACUGCCACGUCGAGAAGACUUGGAAGUUUGCUCGUGAGAGCGCGCACUUUGCCGAGCGUCGCGCAGCCUGCGACGCCUUCAACAAGGUCAACCGCUGGCGCAAGCGGGGUCUCGCCGCCGUGCCGACCAAGUUUGGCAUUUCCUUCACCCUCAAGCUGAUGAACCAAGCUGGUGCUCUUGUUCAGAUUUACACCGAUGGCUCGGUGCUGCUCACUCAUGGAGGCACUGAAAUGGGCCAAGGUCUGCACACCAAGAUGGUUCAGGUUGCCUCCCGCGAGUUGGGCAUCCCGAUGUCCAUGAUUCACGUCACCGAAACUUCCACAAGCACGGUGCCCAACACAUCUCCCACCGCUGCCUCCGCCGGCAGCGAUUUGAACGGCAUGGCCGUCAAGAAUGCAUGCGAGACGCUGAACGGUCGCCUCAAGCCUUUCAAGGAAGCCAAUCCGACCGGUACCUUUGCUGACUGGGUUCGUGCAGCGUAUGUGGAUCGCGUGUCGCUCUCAUCUACUGGCUUUUACGCCACGCCCAACAUUGGCUACGACUUUAAGAACAACAUUGGAAAACCCUUCGCCUAUCUUUCGUACGGUGCCAGUGUUGCCGAAGUCGAGAUUGACACGCUGACCGGCGAUGCCACAACGCUGCACUGCACCGUGGUCAUGGACGUCGGUCACUCGCUCAACCCCGCCGUCGAUAUUGGUCAGGUGGAAGGUGGCUUUGUCCAAGGGAUGGGUCUUUUCACACUCGAGGAGAGCCACUGGUCCCAAAAGGGCAUGCUGUGGACGCGCGGCCCAGGCAUGUACAAGAUUCCCGGCUUUAUGGACAUUCCUCUGGAUUUCCGUGUGCAUCUGCUCAAGGAUUCCGGCAACGAGUAUGCCAUCCAUGCCUCCAAGGCUGUCGGCGAGCCUCCUCUCUUCCUGGCUGCCAGUGUGUUUUACGCCAUCCGCGAUGCUGUUGCAUCUGCCCGUGAUAUCAAUUCUACCGAGUUCUUCCGCUUUGACAGCCCUGCUACGGUCGAACGCAUCCGCAUGGCCUGCCUCGACGACUUUACCAUGCCUCGACGACUUCACCAAGCCAUUCCCCGUCCCUGCUUUCGACGAUCCUGUCAACAAGCACCGCUGGAAUGUUGUGGUCUAAAACGCUUCGUUUGCUCUUGCGAUUUCGAGUCUGCGUUUCUGCGAUUUUGAUUUUGUUUGCUUUUGUAAUGUUUCCAUUGAACAUUGUUUUAACUGCCCAGA